Molecule: messenger RNA, 1639 nt
Organism: Tupaia belangeri chinensis (Chinese tree shrew)
Lineage: Eukaryota; Metazoa; Chordata; Mammalia; Scandentia; Tupaiidae
Gene: CCER1
Product: coiled-coil glutamate rich protein 1
Exons: 2
Source: RefSeq, a predicted model, not a curated record
GGCUGCUCCGGUCACCACAGUCUAGCCAGGACUGCGACGGUGAAGCACCUGGGUUGAGAGGGAGCCUCAAGGUAACACGCAACCCUUGCCUCCCCUGUCCCCAGCCCAAGCCUCGGUGGAGGCGGGUGUGUUUGGGACCCGGGAGUGGGUCUCGCUGCGUGUGGCCUUCCAACACCUUCCUCCCCCACCAUCCUUACCCAGUCCCAGUCCCACCCAACCCACCUGGGCGAGACAACUCAGGUGCUGCGAAGGACAAGAGAUUAAGUCAGAAGAGCGAGCGAGAAGAGAGGGGCCUCCUGCAGAAGAAGGUGUGAUCCCAGCGGCAGACACGAGGUGCUGUGCCGAGACACAGGGUGACGAGGCUCCUUAGACCGUUGCAUCUGGCCAAUCCUGACGACAGCUUCUAAGAAGGACAAUACCAUUUAGACGUUCCGGAGCUCCCUGAACCAUGACCCAGACCCUCGACAAAAGAGAAGACCCUCUAAACCUGGGUGGCGGUUGGGCAUCUUCUUCCCCUUUACGUCCUUGGCGGUCUUGCCACCGCAAGCGCAGGGGUGCUCCAAUUUACAAGCGCCGGCAAGGUUACGGCCCCAAGGUCGAGUAUGAGCCCCCGAGGAAACAGCCAAAGUACCAGUACGGCUCGGGCCCUUGGUUCCAACCACCCCAACCACCCGCUUGGGCACUGAACUUUAACUGGGGGAGCUGGUGCGCUCCCUGGCACCCACCUCCCACAGGAUUCCGGAAGCCCCCCGGCCGAGUGGUUCGGAUGUAUGGCCUGCACCCCUUCUGUCUUUGCUGCUGCUCCUGCUGGGGCGGGCCCUGGAACCCUGGCUGGGCCAGGCCCCCUGGCAGGAAGAAGCGCUGGGGCCGCAGGGGCCGCGGCCUGCGCCGCCAACCUCGCGGCUCAUCUUCGAGGAGUCCGCCAGUGGAUCUGAGCACGCUGCUGCGCCCGGUCAACCUGUACGGGUGGAGGGCGCCUGGCAUGCAAGCGCCGCCAAACACCACCCAGUUCAUCAUGGACCAGAUCUACCAAGACAUGCAGCAGCAGGAGGAACUGGAGCGCCAGCAGCGGGCGCAGGCGGGCGCUCAGGCCUCCCCGGCUUGUUCUUCCGGAAACGACGCGCCCCCUAGUGGCGGCGAGGAAGAUGCGGCGCUGCAGGCUCUAUAUGGCUAUGCGCAAAAUCCCUCUCUAGCCUUAAGUCCUGCUCCAGAGGAGAACCAGUCUUCCACCCCGCAGCUGCUGCAGGGAGAGGAAGAGCAAGAGCAGAAGAUGGAGGAGGAGGAGUAUGAAGAGGAUAUUUGGAAUGGAAGGGUGGAGGAGAGCGAGGAAGAGGAGGAUGAAGCAGAGGAAGAAGAUGAGAUGGAGGAGGAAGAAGAAACUGAGGAGGAGGAAGAAGCUGAGGAAGAGGAAGAUGCAGAUGAGGAGGGGGAGGAGGAGGAAGAAGAGGAUGAGGAAGAGGGGCUGGAGGAGGAGCAGAGAGAAGAAGAAAACCACUUGCCCCUGGAAAUGCCUCUGUCAAUCCUAGUGGGGGCUGAAGAAGAGAGCGAGAACUUUAUAAACUGUACUUAUUUAAGUCCAAAAUAGAUCAUUCCCAAAGUGCCACAGGAAGCUCUCUUCGUGAUCCAAGACAUUAACUAA